Molecule: messenger RNA, 16685 nt
Organism: Epinephelus lanceolatus (giant grouper)
Lineage: Eukaryota; Metazoa; Chordata; Actinopteri; Perciformes; Serranidae
Source: RefSeq, a predicted model, not a curated record
CCAUUCUGUCAUUGCCAUCUCGGCAGAACGGAGACUGUUCAUUCCCAGCCACGCUGAGUGUUGGGGGGGACAGCACACUUUUGACUUUGUUUAAGUCAGAUCUCACAGAGGAAUAUACUUUUUCUUCACGAUAUCCAACGGAUCAGCAAGAACAGGAGGAAAAGAGAGUAAGGAAAAAAGCUUACAAGGAUUUCUUCUCUCAUUUUUUUUCUAAUUGAAUUGAGAAGCACGUGACAGCUGGUUUUGCCACUGGAUUCUUUCACACAACAAGACGUGAGAUUAUCUUUAUUAUUUUCCUUUCAUGUUGUGAUUUUCAGUUUUACUUUGAGAGAGCAUACUGAUAUAAAGCACAAUGGUUGCUGGAAUGCUGAUGCCCCUGCGGGAACUGAGGGCUAUCUAUGAGGUCCUGUUCAGGGAUGGUGUCAUGGUGGCCAAGAAGGACAAGAGGCCUCAGGCCAAGCACCCUGAGAUAGAAGGUGUGAGCAACCUACAAGUAAUCCGUGCCAUGGGGUCUCUUAAGUCUCGGGGUUAUGUGAAAGAGACUUUUGCCUGGAGACAUUUUUACUGGUACUUGACCAACGAGGGCAUUGUUUACCUGCGUGACUACCUCCACCUGCCCCCUGAGAUUGUUCCUGCCUCCUUGCAGAGGAUCAGGAAGCCAGCUGCCACCCUGGCCAUUGCCCACCGGGCUUCUCGGGUCCAAUCUGUAGAAGGUCCUACUUCUUAUGUUCCUAAGCCAGGACGCAGGGGUGAAGCAGAGAGCCAGGAGUCUCUGGCUGAGCGUCAAGGCUACCGCCAUAAGAUGAUGGGUCCUGGAGAAAAAGAGAGCUACUCUGAUAGGACCCCCAGGUUUAGGGGUCGUCCGCUGGCUGCAGAACCAGUCAGGCCAAAAGCAUCAUGGGAAAUGGAGGACCAGCGUCAGCCUCUUUUUAGGAGGGGAAACAACUUCAGAAAUGAGUCAGCAAUGAUGGAGGAUGGCAAGGUGAGAAGAGUCUCUCAUCAGCAGCCUGAUGUGAGCAGUGAGAAGCCAGUAACAGCCUCACAGGAGAGAAGAGUGGCUGAAGUCCAAAAGGAGGCACCAAUUUCUGCCCAGACUCAGAGAGCAGCUUUGAAACAGGAUGCGCCACAGACCACUCUUACAUCAGUGUUCUCCAAGGCAGCCCUACCAUUAAGUGUGGCUGCUGUCGCUGAGGCUACAGGUGCUGCAACAUCAAAGAUUGCAGCUGAACCAUCCACUGCCAAAAUAAAUACAGAGAAGCUCAAGAUCGCUGAUGAAAAAGCUUCCAUGAAGCCUAAGGAAGUGGUAACAGGCAAUUCAGCUAUAACAAUGCUUCAUGAUACAGUAGUCAAAGAGGAGAAGACAAAAAAGGUGAUUGUGGAUCCAAUUAAAUCUGCACAGGUUAAGGCUAUGGCUGAAACUGUGCAUGAUAAAGUAAAGCCCCAGGCAGUUAUUACAAUGGCUGCCUCUCAGGAAACCUCCAGUCUGCUUACUCCCAAUGCCACUCCUGUCAUCACAAAAUCUGUCAAAAAAGAUAUCAAGGAAGAGAAAACAAUUAAGGUGACCAUGGAUCCGAUUCAGUCUGCAGAGAUCAAGGCUACAAGUGAAGUGGUAAAUGAUGAAGAAAAACCCCAAGAAGUUAUGACAAAGGCUGCUGCUCCAGAAAUGUCCAGUCUUUUCACUGACACAUACACUUUCAGCCCUGUCAUCACAAAACCUGCCGAGAAAGAUGUCAAAGGAGAGAAGACAACAAAAGUGAUUGCAGAUCCAGUUAAAUCUGCAGAGGUCAAGGCCACAGCUGAAACAGCACCUGAUAACAUGACGGCCCAGCCACUUAUCACAAAGGCUGCUGCUCAGGAAACCUCCAAACUCAUUACUGACGCCAACACUGCCACCCCUGUCAUCACAAAACCUGUCAGUAAAGAUGUGAAGGAAGGGAAGGCAAAAAAGAUGAUUGUGGAUCCAGUUAAAUCUGCAGAGGUCAAAACCACAGCCAAACCAGCAACUGAUAACAUGACGGCCCAGCCAGCUAUCACAAAGGCUGCUGCUCAAGAAACCUCCACAAUCAUUACUACCACUGUGACUUCCACCUCUAUCAUCACAAAACCUGUCAGUAAAGAUGUCAAGGAAGACAAAAGAAAAAAGGUGAUUGUUGAUCCAGUUAAAUCGGCAGACGCCAAGGCUGCAUCAGAAACAGCAAAUGCUGUAGUAAAACCCCAAGCAGCUAUUACAAUGGCUGCUGAUCAGGAAACCUCCAGCCUGCUCACUGACACUGACGCUUCCACCCCUGACUUGGCAAAACCCGCCAAUAAAGGUGUCAAGAAAGAGAAGACAAAAAAGAUGAUUGUGGGUCUAGUUAAAUCUGCAGAGGUCAAGGCCACAGCUGAAACAGCACCUGAUAACAUGACGGCCCAGCCAGUUAUCACAAAGGCUGCUGCUCAGGAAACCUCCAAACUCCUCACUGACACUAACACUGACACCCCUGUCAUAACAAAACCUGACAGUAAAGACAUCAAGGAGGAGAAGCUUAAGAGUGCAAAGGUCAAUGAGGAAUCAAUUAAACCUGCAGAAGCGAAGACCCCAGUUGAAUCCAAAACAGAUGAUGAGAAAGCCAAGAAAACUGCCAAAGUAACUGUUACUCAGGAGACCACCAAACCCCCACCUGACAGUACCACCAUGGAGCCAGUGUCAUCCACUAAUGCAGGAAAAGAGCUCUCUAAAGUUAAAGUGACUCAGGUGCCCACUGAUGCUGAAGUGACCUCAGCGAAUCUCUCAACAAGGGAACCCACUGUGGUGACUGAGUCCUCAAUAUUUGAAGUUAAAACUACUAUUAGUAAAACAGCUCUCUCUGCACCAACUGCCAGUUCUGAAGAUGCAAAACCCGUCAAAGGGAAAGCUACAGAUACAGAGAAGAAAGAUGAAAAAAUAGUGCCAGAUGAGGCCCUUAAAGCCUCAGUACAGGGCCCGACAUUAGCGCAAAAAGAGUCACCUCAGGUCAGUGAAAAUAUUGCCACUACAGAGGUGGUUACGGAAACCAGACCAGUAGUUGAGGGAAGCUCUAAAUCGAAAAGGAAGAAAAAGAAAUCUCAAGGUGAGAGAUCCAAGAGUGUUGAGGAACUACCUGAGUCAAAGAUGGAGAAGGAUAAACCCUGUGUAGACAUGGCCCCUAAGGAGGUGGCUGAAAAAACCCUUCAACCCACAUCAGUGACUAUCUCAGAGCAACAGACCGUGUUUACCAGCAUAAAGACUGAGGGGCCGGUAGAGGAAAAAAAGACUCAGGCUAAAAUAGAUACUGAUGGAGGGAAAAUAAAGAAAGCCCCUAAACAAACUAAAAUGGAGCCAGUAGUGGAAGUCUCUAAACAAACUAAGGACCAAAGUAUUUCUGAAGUAGCAUCACAACCACAAGAUCAGAUCCCAGCAGUGCCCCCAGUGGUGCUCAAAGAUGAUGCACAAGUAAAAGAGAAGGUUGAGGGAAGCAGUGUCAGCAAAAAAACACAUGGACCAUUAUGCUCUGAGGACAAGUUAACCGCUAAAUCGCCCCACGCGGAGCCAGUGAAGUCUGAGGAAUUGACUGUCACUAAAGUGGAAACAGUGACUGUGCAGAAAAUAACCCAAGUGGAGCUCAUACAAGCAAGUCCUAAACCUGAAGGGAAAAGCCCUGUGCCAGCGUCAGAAUCUCAGAAACCCACAGUUGAGACUAAAUCCUUAAUAAGCACGGGGAAAGCUGCAGAGGAAUCUUCAAAAGGGAAGAAAAAAGGUAAAGGGAAGAAGCAGGCGCAGCCACCACCAUCAGACACCAUAAACACAAAGCCUGUCUUUUUGCCUGAAGCUGAACCAUCCCCUAACAUUACAUCAUUGCCCAAGGCCACAGUUAAAGACAGCCGUGUCACGACCUCUGAAGUGACAGAACUAAAUGUUUCUCCAAAGAUGACUCCUGAAAGAAUGUGCAGUGAGGAAACCAAGCAGGCAGCAGCUGUGCUCUGUGAGGCCCCGGCAGACAAAGGGGAGGUGGAGCCAGCGCUGCUCUUUACAGAAAAAAUCAAGCGGGAGGUUCCGAAACCAAAAACAUUCUCCACUGCGAGGGAAGCACCCGCAGCCGGAGAAUUAGCGUCAGCAGCACCAGCGGUAACAGCACAGGCAGCUGUAGCUCCGGCUCAAGCCAGCCCCCUCGACAAGCAAGAGGAGCCUCCCAGAGUUGCACAACAUUCAGCCAGUCAGGCAGCAGAGCGCAGCACAGAGAAAAGGCUCUCUGUUUCCGCGGCCUUAAAACAGGAGGAAGAGAAGAAGAAGGACUUGGAAGAGGACACACCCUCUGCCACUGCCACACCCGCAGCUGCCCAGCCUGACCAGCUUCACCUGGUGGACAACUGUGAGUCCGGAAGCUCAGACACAGACGAGGCCACCAUGAGGAAGAAAAUUGUAGUGGUUGAAGAGAUAGUUGAGGUGAAGCAGAUUAUUAGUCCUGAUGCAGGGGGACAGUCACCUCCUCCACCUGUAAUACCUGCGGAGGAUGAAGAGGAACUGGAUCUGGAUGUUCUGGAAGAAAUUGCCAUAGAGCGUGCACUUUUGGCAGCGGCACCAGGGGUCAGAGUGCAAGGAGCCUCACCUGAGGAAGACUGGGACCACUCACUGGAGGCGCCAGAGGAGAAGCAAUGGCCUAACUUCUUUGAAGAUGAACGAGAUAGAGUACAGAAAAAGACCUUCACAAAAUGGGUGAACAAGCACUUGAUGAAGGCGCAGCGUCACGUGACAGACCUGUAUGAAGAUCUUCGAGAUGGACAUAACCUGAUCUCGCUGUUGGAGGUUCUCUCUGGAGAAACGCUGCCCAGAGAGAAAGGUCGCAUGCGAUUCCACAAACUGCAGAAUGUACAGAUAGCACUGGACUUCCUCAGACACCGGCAGGUCAAGCUGGUUAACAUCAGAAACGAUGACAUAGCAGAUGGGAACCCCAAGCUGACCCUGGGGUUAAUAUGGACCAUCAUCCUCCACUUCCAGGUCUCCUCUUCUAUCUCAGAUAUUCAGAUCAACGGGCAGUCAGAGGACAUGACAGCCAAGGAGAAGCUGCUGCUCUGGUCCCAGAGGAUGACGGACGGCUACCAGAACAUCCGCUGUGAUAACUUCACCACCAGUUGGAGGGACGGCAAGCUCUUCAACGCCGUCAUUCACAAACACUAUCCCAGACUCAUCGACAUGGGCAAAGUGUACAGACAGACCAACCUGGAGAACCUGGAACAGGCCUUCGGUGUGGCAGAGAGAGACCUGGGAGUGACACGCCUACUGGACCCUGAGGAUGUUGAUGUCCCACACCCUGAUGAGAAGUCCAUCAUCACUUACGUAUCAUCUCUGUAUGAUGUCAUGCCUCGGGUUGAUGUACAUGAUGGCGUCAGAGCUAACGAGCUGGAGCUGCGCUGGCAGGAGUACUACGAACUGGUGACUGUUCUGCUCCAGUGGAUCCGCCACCAUGUCAUGAUCUUCGAGGAGAGGAAGUUCCCGAGCAGCUAUGAGGAGAUAGAGCUCCUGUGGCGCCAGUUCUUGAAGUUCAAAGAGACCGAGCUGCCAGUGAAAGAGACCGACAAGAACCGGUCUAAACACAUCUACCAGUCCUUUGAGAGUGCCGUGCAUGCUGGUCAGGUGAAGGUCCCUCCAGGCUACCAUCCCAUCGAUGUGGAGAAAGAAUGGGGUAAACUCCAUGUGGCCAUCUUGGAAAGAGAACGGCUGCUCAGGAUAGAGUUUGAGAGACUUGAGAGGCUCCAGAGAAUUGUCACUAAAGUCCAGAUGGAGUCGGGUACAUGCGACGACCAACUCAACCACCUGGAGACCCUUCUGCAGAAGGACAUUCGUCUGAUGAAUGCAGGGAAACCACCUCAGCACACAGCAGAGGUGGAGAGAGAGCUGGACAAGGCAGACCAUGUGAUUCGCCUGCUCUUCAACGAUGUGCAGGUACUCAAGGAUGGGCGCCACCCUCAGGCUGAACAGAUGUACCGCAGGGUUUACCGCAUCCAUGAACGCCUGGUGAACCUGCGCAGCGAUUACAACCUCCGCCUGAAGACCUCUGUGACAACUGUCCAGGCUCCCCUGGUGCAGACCACCCAGCAUACCAUUGUUAAAGCACGGCCCGAGAUGGACGAUGUGACCCUUCGCUAUGUCAAAGACCUUCUGGCGUGGGUGGAGGAGAACCAGCUUCGCAUUGAUGAGGCUGAGUGGGGAUCUGAUCUGCCCUCUGUGGAGUCCCAGCUGGGCAGCCACAGGGGCCUGCACCAAACUGUGGAGGACUUCCGAUCCAAGAUUGAACGUGCCAAGGCCGAUGAGAGCCAGCUUUCUCCUGUUAGCAAGGGUGCGUACAAAGAGUACCUGGGUAAACUGGACCUUCAGUAUGGCAAACUACUGAACUCUUCCAAGUUCCGCCUGAGGAACUUAGAUUCACUCCACGCCUUUGUCAGCGCUGCCACCAAGGAACUGAUGUGGUUAAACGACAAAGAAGAAGAGGAGGUCAACUUCGACUGGAGUGACAGGAACACCAACAUGACAGCCAAGAAAGACAACUACUCGGGUCUCAUGAGAGAGCUGGAGCUGAGGGAGAAGAAAGUCAAUGACAUCCAGGCCAUGGGAGACAAACUUGUCAGGGAUGGACAUCCUGGCAAGAAGACAGUUGAGGCCUUUACAGCCGCUCUGCAGACUCAGUGGAGCUGGAUCCUCCAGCUGUGCUGCUGUAUCGAGGCUCAUCUCAAAGAAAACACAGCCUACUACCAGUUCUUUGGCGAUGUCAAAGAGGCUCAGGACAAGAUGAAGAAAAUUCAAGAGAAUAUGAAAAAGAAAUACAGCUGUGAUCGCACCACCACAGCCACACGCCUGGAGGAUCUGCUGCAGGAUGCUGUGGAGGAAAAAGAGCAGCUGAAUGAAUACAAGACCCUUGUGAAUGGCCUGAACAAGAGAGCCAAGUCCAUCAUCCAGCUGAAACCACGCAACCCCACCACCGCCAUCAAAGGCAAACUGCCCAUUCAGGCCGUCUGUGACUUCAAGCAACAGGAGAUCACUGUCCAUAAAGGAGAUGAGUGUGCACUCCUCAACAACUCGCAGCCCUUCAAGUGGAAGGUCCUAAACCGCUCUGGACACGAGGCGAUAGUGCCCUCCGUCUGCUUCAUGGUACCUCCUGUCAACAAGGAGGCCGUGGACAGUGUGUCCAGUCUGGAUGCAGGUCAUCAGCAGUUGGUGUCUAUGUGGCAGAAGCUCCAUAUCGACAUGAAGAGCUUGCUGUCAUGGCAGUACCUGAUGAGAGACUUCACACAGAUACGCUCCUGGAACAUCACCAUGUUAAAGACCAUGAAACCAGAGGAGUACAGGCUGUUGAUGAGGAACCUGGAAAUCCACUACCAGGACUACAUACGUGACAGCCAGGACUCGCAGCUCUUUGGCCCAGAUGACCACACGCAGGUCGAGGAGGACUACACCAAGUCGACCCAGCAUUUCGACAACCUGCUUCGCUCCAUGGAGAAAGGGCUAAGGGUUAUUAAGCUCAAAGGUCAACAGGAUGAGACCCUGUGUAAGAACUACAUCUCUGAGAUCAAGGACCUGCGUGUGCGUAUAGAGGACUGUGAGACUGGGACUGUGGCUCGCAUACGCAAACCUAUGGACAAGGAACCACUGAAAGAAUGUGUUCAGAAGACAACAGACCAGAAGAAAGUCCAAGUAAAGCUUGAGGGCCUCAAAAAGGACCUUGAUAAGGUGUCUGUGAAGACACAAGAGGUCCUGGCCUCCCCUCAGCCGUCUCCCUCAGCUCCCGUCCUGCGCUCAGAGCUUGACCUCACUGUCGAGAAGAUGGAUCAUGCUUACAUGCUCUCCUCGGUUUAUCUUGACAAGCUGAAGACCGUGGAAAUGGUCAUCCGUAACACACAGGGUGCUGAAGGAGUUCUCAAGCAGUACGAGGACUGUCUGCGUGAGGUUCACACCGUGCCAGGCGAUGUCAAGGAAGUAGAGGCUUACAGAACAACGCUUAAGAAAAUGCGGGCUGAGGCUGAAGGUGAACAGCCAGUGUUUGAUUCUCUGGAAGAAGAGCUGAAGAAGGCCACUGCAGUGAGUAACAAGAUGUCACGUGUGCACAACGAGCGUGACGUUGAGCUGGACCACUACCGCCAGCAGCUGUCUAAUCUUCAGGACCGCUGGAAGGCUGUGUUCACCCAGAUAGAUAUUCGCCAGAGAGAGCUAGAGCAGCUUGGCCGCCAGCUAGGCUACUAUCGUGAUAGCUAUGAUUGGCUGAUGCGCUGGAUUUCUGAUGCCAAGAAAAGGCAGGAGAAGAUCCAGGCUGUGCCCAUCACUGACAGCAAAACUCUGAAAGAACAACUGGCCCAGGAGAAGAAUCUACUGGAGGAGAUUGAGGGUAACAAAGACAAAGUUGAUGAGUGUCAAAAAUAUGCUAAAGCAUACAUUGAUACGAUCAAGGACUAUGAACUCCAGCUGGUGGCCUACAAAGCUCAUGUAGAUCCUCUUGCUUCACCCUUGAAGAAAAGCAAACUGGAUUCUGCUUCUGACAACAUCAUUCAGGAGUAUGUAACACUGAGGACCAGGUACAGUGAGCUGAUGACACUGACAAGUCAGUACAUCAAGUUCAUCACCGACACGCAGCACCGCCUGGAGGACGAGGAGAUGGCCGAUGCACAGCAGAAACAAAUUGAAAAAGAGAAGAUAGCCCUCGAGCAGACAUUCCUUACAGAAAAGGAGAUGCUUUUAAAGAAAGAGAAGCUGAUUGCAGAGGAGAAAAAGAAGCUGGAGAGCCAGUAUGAAAAGGAAGUCAAAAAGGCCCAAGCUCUCAAAGAUGAACAGGAACGCCAGAGACAGCAGAUGGAGGAGGAAAAGAAGAAACUCCAUGCUACAAUGGAUGAGGCCCUCCAUAGACAAAAAGAGGCUGAGCAAGAGAUGCUCAACAAGCAAAAAGAAUUGCAGGAUAUGGAGAGGAAGAGACUAGAGCAGGAAAGGAUUCUUGCAGAAGAGAACCAGAAAUUGCGUGAGAAGCUGCAGCAGCUUGAAGAAGCACAAAAGAAUGUCCCUGACAAAGAGACCAUACGUGUGACAAUGGUUGGGUCACAAAGUGCAGUUUACAAUGGCCAAAAUGCUGGUGAUGCAGCAGACAGUGUGGAGAAGAAACCAGAUCCCUUGUCUUUUGAUGGCAUACGUGAGAGGGUACCUGCAAGCAGACUUCAUGAUGUUGGCCUUCUAUCCAAGAAGGAAUUUGACCAGCUAAAGAAAGGCAAAAUCACUGUUCAAGAUCUUGGUGAGACUGAAGCACUUAGAAGAAUUCUUAAAGGAAAGAACGGCAUUGCUGGUGUUUUGACGCCAUCUAAUGAAAAAAUGUCAAUCUACCAAGCAUCAAAAGAGAAAAAGAUUACUCCAGGCACAGCUAUGAUCCUUCUUGAAGCCCAAGCAGCCAGCGGUUACAUGUUAGACCCUAUUAAGAAUCAGAAACUUUCUGUAAAUGAGGCUGUCAAAGAAGGCGUUAUUGGCCCUGAACUGCACAACAAAAUGCUUCUGGCUGAGAGGGCAGUUACUGGCUACAAAGAUCCAUACACUGGUGGGAAGAUCUCUGUCUUUGAAGCCAUGAAGAAAGGUCUGAUAGAACAUGAUCAUGCCAUCAGAAUCCUUGAGGCUCAGCUUGCAACUGGUGGCAUCGUUGACCCAAUCAAUAGUCACCGUGUACCUAAUGAAACAGCCUACAAACAGGGACAAUAUGAUGCUGAAAUGAACAAGAUCAUGGAGAAACCUUCAGAUGACACAAAGGGAUACUUUGACCCAAGCACUCAGGAACCUUUGACAUAUGCUGAGUUGAUGGCGAGAUGCACCACUGACCCUGACACCAAUCUGCUACUCUUGCCAAUCACAGACAAAGCUGCUCAGUGCUCAAGUAUAUACACAGAGGAGGAGACCAAGGAUGUGUUCAGCAAAACAACUGUGUCCGUGCCAUUUGGACGGUUUCAGGGCAAGACUGUCACCAUUUGGGAAAUUAUCAAUUCUGAGUACUUCACUGAAGACCAGAAGAAGGAUCUUCUCCGUCAAUACAAGACAGGAAAAAUCACAAUUGAAAAAAUCAUUAAGAUUGUGAUUACUGUGGCAGAGGACAAAGAGAAGAAGAAUGAAAUUACCUUUGAUGGUCUGAGAGCACCAGUUCCUGCCACUGAACUCCUGGAAUCCAAAAUCAUUGAUAAAGACCUCUACAACAAAUUGCACAAGGGCAAUAAGACAGUCAAAGAGGUAUCUGAAAUGGAGCCUGUCCACAAAGCAUUGAAGGGUACAAACUGUAUUGCAGGUGUAGUUAUUGACUCAUCCAAGGAGACAAUGUCUUUCUAUCAGGCUAUGAAGAAGGACAUGAUGAGGGCAGAGCCUGCCUUGCAUAUGCUUGAAGCCCAAGCAGGCACAGGCUACGUGGUUGACCCUGUCAAUAAUCAGAAGCACACAGUUGAUGAAGCCGUCAAAGCAGGAGUUGUUGGACCUGAGCUGCAUGAAAAACUCCUGUCUGCAGAGCGGGCUGUUACAGGUUACAAAGAUCCUUAUACUGGCAAGACUGUAUCUUUGUUCCAAGCGAUGAAAAAAGAUCUCAUACCUAAAGAACAAGGAAUCCGACUGCUCGAUGCCCAAAUGGCCACCGGUGGCAUCAUUGAUCCAGUAAAGAGCCAUCACAUUCCUCAUGAUGUGGCAUGCAAGAGAAACUAUUUUGAUGAUGAAAUGAAAGAGAUUCUUAACAACCCCACUGAUGAAACUAAAUGCUUCUAUGACCCCAACACAAAAGAAAAUGUUACAUACUCAGAGCUCUUCAAGAGAUGUGUCCCUGACAAGAAAACUGGUCUCCCUCUCCUGCCUCUUUCUGAUGAAGCAAUCAGUGCAAAGGAGGAGCCAACAUACACCGAUGCCCAGACAAAAGAGGCCAUGACUCAGGCAACUGUGGAGCUCGACUCUGGGCCAUUUAAGGGCAGGAAGAUGACCAUCUGGGACAUCAUCAACUCUGAAUAUCUCACUGAGGAACAAAGGCUUGACCUGCUCAGACAGUUUAGGUCAGGAAAGGUUACAAUUGAAAAGAUAAUCAAGAUCGUCAUCACAAUCGUAGAUGAGAAAGAGGCCAAGAAGCGAGAACAGUCCAACUUCAAGGGACUUAGAGCUCCUGUCCCAGCAAGUUCUCUGUAUGAUUCAAAAAUCAUUGACAAACCAACAUUUGACCUUCUUCAACAAGGUAAAACAACACCUAAACAAGUUAGUGAGAAUCCCAAUGUCAAUAAAUACCUCCAGGGCUCUGAUAGCAUCGCUGGCAUCUACCUGGAGCCAACCAAAGAGAAAGUAAGCAUUUAUCAGGCUAUGAAGAAAAAGCUCCUUAGACACAACACAGGUCUUUCACUUUUGGAGGCCCAGGCAGCCACUGGAUUCCUUGUAGAUCCAGUGAGAAACCAGUGCCUGACAGUAGAUGAGGCAGUGAAGUCAGGUCUUGUUGGUCCAGAACUACAUGAAAAACUUCUCUCUGCAGAAAAAGCUGUCACUGGCUAUAAAGAUCCAUUUACAGGCAACAAAAUCUCCCUCUUUGAAGCAGUGCAAAAAGAUCUCAUCCCGAAAGAGCAUGCCAUGCCACUGAUAGAGGCACAGAUGGUUAGUGGAGGAAUCAUUGAUCCUGUAAACAGCCAUCGUGUCCCAACUGAUGUUGCAUAUCAGAAGAACAUUUUCAGCAAAGAAAUGGCCAAGGCUCUAUCUGAACCAUCUGAUGAUAAUAAGGCUUUCUCAGACCCAGAGACCGAUGAGAAUGCUACCUACAGACAGCUUAAAGACAAGUGCCACAGAGAUCCAGAGACAGGCCUGUACAUCCUUCCACUCUCCAAGCCUCAGUCUCCAACUGUUGUAGAGAAGACAUAUCUCUACACGGAGGAACAAACACAGAGUGACCUGGCCAGUACCCAGAUUGACAUUCCAAUCGAGGGCCUUGCUGAUAAACCAGUGAACCUCUGGGAAAUCAUGAACUCAAAUUUGCUUCCAGAGCAAGAGAGGCAGAAGCUCAUGGAUGACUAUCGCUCUGGUAAAAUCACUAAAGAGAGGAUGAUCAUCAUUAUUAUUGAGAUCAUGGAGCAGAGAGAGAUAAUCAGAAAUGACAGUCCACUGUCAUACAAGACUAUAAGGAGAAGGAUAACUAUUGAGGAGCUGUACAAUGCCCGCAUCAUUGACUUGGAGACAUACAACCUCCUUAAACAGGGCAAGAGGGACAUCCGUGACAUAAUGGAGAUGACAAAUGUGAAACAGUAUCUCUAUGGCACAGGCUGUGUUGCUGGGGUCGCAACAGACUCAAGUUCCAAGCUAAGCAUAUACCAAGCAAUGAAGAGAGGCUUUAUUAAACCAGAACUAGCCCUCAGCCUCCUAGAAGCACAAGCUGCUACAGGAUUCAUUGUUGAUCCACAUAAAAAUGAAACACUCACAGUUGAUGAAGCUGUACGUAAGGAAGUUGUCGGCCCUGAGAUCCAUGAUAAACUUCUGUCAGCUGAGAGAGCAGUCACAGGGUACAAAGAUCCAUACAGUGGUAAAAUCAUCUCUCUUUUCCAGGCUAUGAAAAAGGAUCUUGUUCCAGAGGAUUAUGCUCUGAAAAUGUUAGAGGCACAGACUGCCACUGGUGGAAUUAUUGAUCCUGAAUUCCAGUUCCACCUGCCAGCAGACAUUGCCAUGCAAAGAGGUUACAUCAACAAGGAAACCAAUGAAAAGCUGACUUACAGUGUUAAAGGAUUCACCGACCCUGUCACUGAUGAGGACAUAUCAUAUGCAGAGCUUCUCAAGAGAUGCAAGUUAGAUGGUGGGUUGCGCCUACUCUCCCUGGGAGACAAGAGGCUGAUGUUCAAGGGUCUGAGGAAACAGAUCACAAUGGAGGAGCUGCUCCGCUCACAAAUUAUUGACCAGGAGACUGUCACUAAACUGAAUGAAGGUAGUAUUUCAGUGGAGGAGGUUACAGAUAAACUAUCAAGGUACCUUGAGGGCACAAGCUGUAUUGCUGGUGUAUUUUUAGAAUCUACAAAGGAGCGUCUAUCAAUUUACCAGGCCAUGAAGAAGAACAUGAUAAGGCCAGGCACAGCAUUUGAACUCCUUGAGGCACAGGCAGCCACAGGAUAUGUCAUUGAUCCAAUCAAAAACCUUAAACUGACUGUCAGUGAAGCAGUGAAAAUGGGAAUUGUAGGACCUGAAUUCAAAGACAAGCUCCUCUCUGCUGAGCGUGCAGUGACAGGGUAUAGAGAUCCUUACACAGGCAAGACAAUCUCUCUGUUCCAGGCCAUGAAAAAGGGGCUUAUCUUGAAAGAUCAUGGUAUCCGUCUCCUGGAAGCCCAGAUAGCUACUGGUGGAAUCAUUGACCCAGAGGAAAGUCACCGUCUGCCAGUUGAGGUGGCCUACAAACGUGGCUUAUUUGAUGAGGAAAUGAAUGAGAUCUUGACAGAUCCAUCUGAUGACACCAAAGGCUUCUUUGAUCCCAACACUGAGGAAAACCUAACCUACCUCCAGCUCAUGGAGAGGUGCAUCACUGAUCCUGACACUGGCCUGGUGCUCCUGCUACUGAAAGAAAAGAAGCGGGAAAGGAAGACCUCCUCCAAAUCCUCAGUUCGUAAACGCAGAGUAGUCAUUGUAGACCCUGAGACUGGCAAAGAGAUGACUGUGUACGAGGCCUACAGAAAGGGGCUAAUUGACCACCAAACCUACCUGGAGCUUGCUGAGCAGGAGUGUGAAUGGGAAGAGAUCACAAUGACCUCAUCUGAUGGUACUGUUAAAUCCAUCAUCAUUGACAGGAGAUCAGGAAGACAGUAUGAUGUUGAUGAUGCUCUUUCACGUGGCCUCAUUGACCAGAAAGCCCUUGAUACAUACCGAUCUGGAAACCUAGCUAUCACAGAAUUUGCUGACAUGCUUUCUGGAAACAUGGGAGGUAUUCGCUCACGCUCAUCCUCUUUUGGUUCCACCACUGGUUCCACCUACUCCUCUCCCAUGAGCCCCAUACCCUCCAUUAAAGCACCUGCAGUCAUAUGGAAUGACCCAGCAGAGGAGAUUUGCCCCAUAGCAGGAAUAUUGGACAUAGACACACUGGAGAAGGUGUCUAUCACUGAGGCCAUACACAGGAGCCUUGUAGACAACAUCACUGGCCAAAGACUGUUAGAGGCUCAAGCCUGCACAGGAGGAAUAAUUGACCCAGUAACUGGAGAGAGAUUCACAGUUGCUGAUGCUACAGAAAAAGGCCUUGUGGAUAAAAUCAUGGUUGAUCGCCUCAACCUGGCUCAGAAAGCAUUCAAAGGAUUUGAAGACCCCAGAACUAAAGAAAAGAUGUCUGCCUCCCAAGCCCUCAAGAAAGGCUGGUUGUACUAUGAGGCUGGGCAGCGUUUCCUUGAGGUCCAAUAUCUGACUGGUGGACUUAUUGAGCCUGAUGUGGAGGGAAGAGUGUCGCUAGAUGAAUCUAUCAGGAAGGGCACAAUUGAUGCCCGCACUGCCCAGAAACUGAGAGAUGCCGGUGCUUAUUCUAAAUAUCUAACAUGUCCAAAAACCAAACUGAAAAUCUCCUUCAAAGAUGCCAUGGACAAAAGCAUGGUUGAGGAAGGAACUAGCUUAAGACUUCUGGAGGCUUCCUCACAAUCCAGCAAAGGCCUCUACAGUCCCUACAAUGCCAGUGGGCCUGGAUCUGCCUAUGGCUCCCGGUCUGGCUCAAGGACCGGAUCCCGAUCAGGCUCCAGAAGAGGCAGCAUUGAUGCUGGCUUCAGCAUGAGCUUCUCAUCCUCCUCCUACACAUCCUCUUCAACCGGCUACAGCCGCAGAUUCUGAUUAGAUAGUUCUGUCCCUAACAAUGGCCCAAGUGUCUAAGAACCAACAAUACUAAUGCACUUUAUAGUUGCAUUUUUUUUUUUUUAACAGGAAAAAAUAGUUACAGUAACAUGGAAAUAUAAUUUAUUUAUUCUGCCCUGCAUGUAGUCACAUCAACAACUGCCUAGGCUAAUUGAUUUUUUUCACAUAUAACAGAUGUCUAAACAUGUGCCUCAUAUAUGGAGACAUUACCAAGCAUUGCUAGAUAUAUAAGAUAUUAUUUUUCUUUAGUACUAAUUACCAGUCAGUUUAUAUUUUUCAAGGCAAAGCAUGACAUUUCUGCUGGUUUUUAAAUGACUUUAUAGUUUUCAUUAUACACUUGUUAAAAAGUUGUAUAGUUGUGCUUUCUGAAACUAAUAUAUACUGUAUGUAUGUCAAACAGAGAUAUUUUUCCAGUAUUCCUUUGAAAUUCAAGGAUAUUUGUCUAUUUUUUAUCUUUUUUGACAGUCCUACUUGACGAGAUACUGUAUGACAACCUAGUUCUAGUGUUUUUAACAGAUUCUAAAAUACAUAGAUGCCUUCACAUUUCUGAAUAUUUGUAUAGAGUAUGGACAUAUUUUGUGUUGUGAUUUUUUGUGAAAUGUUACCUGGGUAACUAAAUAAUACACCCAGCAAAAAUACAACUGUGAGACACUACAAAAUAAGACACUACACCAGUAUAACACUGAAAAGACAUGCCAGAAUUAAAAUUAUGCAGACCAUUCUGAAACCAGUUUCACAUCUGUCAUUAUUUUUGUACUCACGCCCAUUUAUAUUUAGUGGUCUUGCAUCCUUUUGGUUUAUCACACCAUUGUUUUACACACUCCCAAGUUUUAGAUUCUUUAUGUUCACCAUCAGUCAAGUGUUCCUGGUUAAUCCCAAGAUGAUGUCAGACUUGAUCCUGCUCUGCCAUACUGACCUACGUCCUGUUAUUUUGGUUCUUCUGCCUCAGCCCCCCAGAAUCCAACAUUUGAGCACAGAUACUCAGUUGGACGGAGCAUACAGUCCCUUCAAUUUGGAUGGAUUCGUGAGUCCAUGUCAUCCUCACGCAGUUACACAGAUCUGCCAUUGAGUAUGCCCUUUCUUCCAUUGUACAUCACAUUUGAAGAAAGCUGAGGCUGAGUCAACCUGACAUCAUCUCGGGAUGCCUUUCUAGGAACACUCUUUAUUCAUGACCUUUUUUUAUAUAUAUAUUUAUUACUUGAAUGCCAACAGUGAUAUUUAUGUUGUCAUAUCCUGAUUUCUUAAGACAACACUCCCAAAGCAAACACAUCUGCAUGUGUUGUCCUUCAUUUAAAUUUGGAUUAAGUAUAGUAGAGCAGCACAUCUUUGUUUAGCUGCUCUUAGGUCCAUUGGUAUAUUUUUGUAUUAUGUCUCUGUAAAUUCAAUCCUACCAAAGUGCUAAGAGGAUACAUUUGGACAAUUGACAUGUUUGAUACAGCACCACAUUGCAUGAAUGUAUGUAUUAUAUCAAAUUAACUCUUUCAGUUGACAUUUUGCAAACAGAAAGUUUGAUGCUUUAUUUUGCUUAUAGUUAUUUUUCUGUAGCAAGUAUUUCUGUUAUGUAUCUCUAAAGUGUUUUACCACUGUAAAUCUUUUUAUUUUUGUUUUCAUCAAGUUUUUGAUAUAUCAUGAAUUUGCCUUGCAUGUUUUACUAACCUUACAAAGGAUGAUUUGGGGGACAAUGUUCAUAUGAAAUAAAGACAACUGCACAUGUAGCUGUGCUGAUUUUAAUUUUAGCAAUAUACCAAUUCACAAACUAACUGGUUCGUUUUGUGUAUGGGGCAGAUUUUGCUUUUAAUGAUGUGGUGAGUGGAUUUUGUUGUAUGAACAUUAACACAAUGUUGUAAAUAAAUGUGCUCUGAGGAGA